Molecule: messenger RNA, 713 nt
Organism: Mangifera indica (mango)
Lineage: Eukaryota; Viridiplantae; Streptophyta; Magnoliopsida; Sapindales; Anacardiaceae
Exons: 1
Coding region: 143-490 (115 amino acids)
Source: RefSeq, a predicted model, not a curated record
UAGCCAAGCGUUGAACCCGACUUCAACUUCCUCCCAACUCUCUCUUCUUACCAUUCAUACAGUAUAUAUAUGUACACAUCCAUCUCUCCUUUCUUUCCUUAAACAGCUCCAGAUUUUUCCUCUGUUUCGUCCUCUUCCAUUCAUGGCUUCUUCUUCUUCUUCAUCUUCUUCCUUAACCAGAGCCUCAGUAACCGUUACCGAUGCCGCCUCUUGGUACUGUGCCAUUGUGCUAUUAGCCUUAAUACUACUCUGCUCAAUCAGAGAGAACAAUUCCCUUCCCGAUGAAACUCAAGUGAAAGGCAACCAGCUUUUAGACAGACCCUGUGAUGAAAUCUACGUGGUGGGUGAAGGCGAGACCCUCCACACCAUCAGCGACAAGUGUGGCGACCCGUAUAUAGUUGAGCGCAACCCGCAUAUCCAUGACCCGGAUGAUGUCUUCCCGGGUCUCGUCAUCAAAAUUACUCCUUCGGAACCCAGAAAGUUGAGGUAGCUGGUUGAAGAGAAAGGAAAGCUCUGUUCUUCUUCUUUCUAGCUUGUAUCGUAUAUAUAUACUUAUACGAGUAUAUGAUUUCUGAUAGGAUUAAUACUUUUAGCUGUUUUGAUUUUGAUACGACUUGUUUUCAUCACAGAGAAUAAAAUUUGACUAUAAAAAUAAACUCUUUGUAUAUAUUUCUUCGUGAGUAAUGAAUCUUCUUCAGUUUUUUUGCCGGUUC